UGCUGACGUUGACACUAACGUCGACCUCACUCUUGGGCGUCUUCUAUCGGUCGACACAACCAACGGCGUUAAGCUGAGAACAAUGAUCAGAUCAUAAAUGGCCACAGACUCAGUACAGAUGGAGAUACUUCGUGCCCCAAGUCAGCGGCACUUUUUUUCAUCCAACCUCUAGAUGAUUCCGCCCCAUCAUCAAAGUCUCCGACCGGAGAUAUUCAGGAUCUCUCCGCUGAGUGUAUAUAAGCCAAAGAGCAACUACACUCUUAUUCUACCCCAUAACAGUCACAAAUUACCUCUGAACCUCUUCCGUCUCUCAUACAACCACAAUGUCAUCCAAGCUCUACGACGUCCUCAUCAUCGGCGGCGGCCCAGGCGGUCUCGCCAUGGCAUCCGCCCUCGCCCGUCAAGUCUACACAGCCCUGAUCCUCGACUCAGGCGUUUAUCGCAACGCGCCUACAAAACACAUGCACAACGUCCUCGGCUUCGAUCACGUUGAGCCCUCCGUUUUCCGCAAAAAAGCCCGUGACGAUCUUGAAAAGCGGUACGAAAGCAUUGAGUUCAAGUCCACAACCAUCGCAACCGUUCGCAAAACAGACGCUGGUGUGUUUGAAGCGGUUGAUCACGAUGGCAAUGUCUAUCAGGGAAAGAAACUCGGCUUAGGCACCGGGGUGAAGGAUCUUGUUGAGGAGCAGCCUAACGGAUAUGCUGAGUGCUGGGGAAAGGGAAUUUUCCACUGUCUUUACUGCCAUGGCUUUGAGGAGCGAGGAGCAGAGAGUGUAGGCGUCUUCGCAGGCGGCAUGCUCUCCAGCGCCGACAUGCUCGCGCACGUAACCCCCAUGGCCAAACGCCUCUCCCAGUCCGUAACAAUCUACACCAACGGCGACCCCUCUCUCCCCUCAACCAUAAAGACAAAAGUACACAGCAGCAAAGUGCACUUCGACACCCGGAAGAUCACAUCCUUCGCCCUUGUUAAUUCUGGUCCCUCUGUUAAAAUCACCUUUGAGGAUGGCUCCUCCAAGACCGAAGGCUUCGUGGUAAGUCAUCCCAAUGUCGCACAAGCAGCGCCGUUUGCAGAGCAGCUUGGGCUGGAGACGACGCCGACGGGUGAUAUCAAAGUUGAGGUGCCGAUGAACGAGACUAGUGUGAAGGGGUGUUUUGCGUUUGGUGAUGCGGCGACUGUUAUGAGGAGUGCUUUGCAGGCGAUGCAUAUGGGUGGUUUUGCAGCUAUUGGGAUGGCGAUGCAGUUACAGCAUGAGCUGGAUGAGAAGGAUGAGCUGUAAGAAGUAUUGCAAAUAGAUCCAUGCUUGUUAUUUGUCAAUCUGCUUACCUUGGAGCAAUGUAAGACGUUACACCUGUUUGGAUCUGGUGCUAAUGCAGCUUGCCCGCCCUGUGCCUAUUGGCUGCAUCUCAGCCUUUUGUCAUUGCUUCUCUUUCGGGCCAUUAUACGAGACAACACUCAAGACAUACAUGUUCUCGACUCAGACCCUGUCCCGUCAUAAAACAAUAGACAACGCUUAAACCCGUUGUAUUAUGCCCAUCCAUGAUUCUAUUCGACGCUAGAACAAAAAGUCCCCGUACCGGUCGGUGUGUCUGUCUCAGUUGAGACUCUGACUAUCACAAUGCAAGGGAUGGAGCCCUCGGCAGAUGACUUCACCUCCCAGGCUCACUGUCCUAUUGGUAAGAUAUUUGUCAUUGCUCGG
Messenger RNA from Fusarium odoratissimum NRRL 54006, 1697 nucleotides. RefSeq lists its product as uncharacterized. Gene Ontology annotation, molecular function: oxidoreductase activity. NCBI's taxonomy places the organism in Eukaryota, Fungi, Ascomycota, Sordariomycetes, Hypocreales, Nectriaceae. The transcript has 2 exons. The record is from RefSeq and is a predicted model, not a curated record. The coding region runs from base 324 to 1277 and encodes 317 amino acids.